UCCGUUCCUUAUGAUAUGCAAUUUCUUCCUUUCCGCCUAGCAUACCGGCCUAUUUUUGCCUUGCCUCGGGGCUCGAUUCAUCCCACUGAUCUUGUUAUACUGCUUCAUGGCCGCAACCGCGUCCUGAAGCCCCACCAGCAUUGAAUCUGACAAAAUGCCGGGCCGCUCAUCAGCUCUCAAUGACACUACAAUCGGGCUUCUGCGAUCCAAGUCAGGAUGUAAAACCUGCAAAAUCCGAAGAGUGAAAUGCGGUGAGGAAAAGCCCCACUGUGUGCGAUGCACCAGCACAGGUCGUAAAUGCGAGUACGAUGGUAGAAAGCCGAGCAGAUUCUCUAUUGUCUCUACACAGCCCGUUCUGGCCAAUUCACUGUCACUAUCUCCAAACACGAUGUGGCGAGAACGGCGCGCUUUUGCCUACUAUUUCCAGAAUGCCGCCUCGGCUGUUGGCGGUGGGUUAGACGUCGACUUCUGGCGCACUAUUGUUCCACAGGUGUGUCGAAGUGAACCUGCUGUGUGGGAUGCUAUUAUAUCUGUCAGUGCGCUAUUUGAGAGCCCCGAGCCGAUCUCGGAUCCAGAUCUUACUCAAAAUCACCGAGACGCGCUAGGCUGGUACUCGCGCUCGGUUUCGGCCGUUCGCCAGCAGAUUGAGCGUGGUAGUGUUGAUACGUUUGUCGGUCUGAUCAGCUGUGUCCUGUUCAUCUGCAUUGAGGCCCUUCAAGGUGGCGUGGACGAAGCUAUACAACUCUAUUGUCAGGGCGUCCAUUUGAUAAUGGCCUUGCGAACUCAGAUAGCGAGUGGCCUAGUGACAGCGGCUAAGGCUGCCUUGCUAGAGGACACGAUUGUUCCUAUAUUUAUUCGCCUUGGUCUGAUUGGAUUUACUUUUUCUCGGCCACAGAUCGGUCUGCUCUUGCGGGGCGUCAAACGCAAGCCUAGGCAAAUAUUCAGCUUCGUUUCUCUGAGGUCUGCUCGGGAGGAUAUCACCCGCCUAGGCACAGAGAUCCAGUUCUUCCAACACUCCUGUGGAGAAUAUCUCCUCAAUCCCGAUGACUCUCGUAUACCUCAGGAUCUGCUAGAUCUACAGGCAGAUUUAUCAGUCCAGUUGCGAGACUGGCACUCUGCCUUUAUGAAUCUGGUGGACUCAUUAUCAUUACAUGGCACGGUAGCCAUGACAUCGGAGGACACUGGUACUAUCGCACUCUUCUCUGCGAUUUACGAAUCGCUCUUUAUCAUGCUUGAGGUUUCCGCAUCUUCAUCAGAGGUUAUCACUGACGCGUUCCUACCAAAUUUCCAACGGAUUGUGGAACAAUCUCGCAUCGCCCUUGAUGCGUCAAUGCGAUCAGAUGGAACACAGCCACCAUUCACAUUUGACAUCAAUCCCGGUGUCGCAUUAUGGUUUACCUGUCUCAGAUGCCGAGAUCCUACAAUUCGACGCGAGUCAUUAGCCCUCAUGCUCCGGUCUCCACGGGUACAAGGGUUCUAUAGUUGCAUGUCCGCGGUCUACUUUGGAGAAAGGAUUAUGUUACUGGAAGAGAUGAACGGAGAGGUGAUGCGCGCCAACCCAGAAACCGAGCAUUUCUCGACCACCGAGUCGCUUAUCGGGUAUCAAUACAGCCCAAGCCCGAGUCCAAGCCUAUCUCCCAGGUCUGCGGACUAUGUUGACACACCGUCGACAUAUUCGAUCCCAGAGGAGGCACGCAUUGGACAUUUUGAUGUUUUCCAACCAAAGAGAGGGCUACCCCCUGAUAUUACCGAAGAAGUCAUGACGAAAUGGAACCUCCGUCGUGAUCGGACCUUUUUGGGGUUCUGGCGAAAUGAGCGCGAUGAAGGCAGUGACACCUGGCGGAUGGUUCGCGAAUACAUUCCCAUGGAUAUGAAAUAUUGAUCAUGUUGUCUUGCCAUCUGCUGUGGAAAGGCUCCAUCUAUAAUCAGUCAAGAUAUAUAAUGAACAAGAUAUACACAUGC
Penicillium subrubescens is the source of this 1962-nucleotide messenger RNA. RefSeq names its product Zn(II)2Cys6 transcription factor domain-containing protein. Gene Ontology annotation, molecular function: zinc ion binding; DNA-binding transcription factor activity, RNA polymerase II-specific. The coding region runs from base 155 to 1882 and encodes 575 amino acids. Gene Ontology annotation, biological process: regulation of DNA-templated transcription. The transcript is spliced from 2 exons. Lineage: Eukaryota; Fungi; Ascomycota; Eurotiomycetes; Eurotiales; Aspergillaceae. The record is from RefSeq and is a predicted model, not a curated record.